CACUAUUUAAACACCUUUCUCAGUGAACAGAUAGAGGCAGAGCGUGAGUAUCUUGUGAGUGAAUUACAAUGGCAAAGUAUUGGUUUCUUAAUGUAUUGAUUAUUGUGUCCUAUCUUUGCAAUCUGGUAGUUGAAGGGUACCCUAUUGAGGAUCUGGUUGUUAGUCUUCCAGGUCAACCUAAAGUUGAAUUCAGUCAAUAUGCUGGUUAUGUUGAUAUUGAUGUAAAACAUGGUAGAAGCUUGUUUUAUUAUUUUGUUGAAGCUGAUCAUAAACCUCAAAAUAAACCCCUCACUCUUUGGCUCAAUGGAGGUCCAGGUUGUUCCUCCAUUGGAGGAGGUGCCUUUACUGAAUUGGGUCCGUUUUUUCCUGCCGGUGAUGGACGUGGUUUACGAACGAAUUCAAUGUCUUGGAAUAGAGCUUCCAAUCUUCUCUUUAUUGAGUCUCCUGCUGGAGUUGGUUGGUCAUACUCAAAUACAACUUCCGAUUAUAACAUCGGUGACGCCUCAACAGCCAAUGAUAUGCUUUCGUUCUUCCUGAAAUGGUUCGAGAAGUUUCCUACAUACAAAUCCAGAGCGUUGUUUCUUACCGGAGAAAGCUAUGCAGGACAUUACAUACCUCAGUUAGCUAAUGCUAUUCUUGAUUAUAAUGCUCAUUCAACCGGUUACAAAUUCAAUUUGAAGGGAGUUGCUAUAGGAAACCCACUUCUGAAUCUUGAUCGCGAUGCACAAGCAACAUAUGAUUAUUUCUGGUCACAUGGAAUGAUUUCAGAUGAAAUUGGCCUUGCCAUUACAAAAGAUUGCGAUUUUGAUGAUUAUACCUUUGCAUCUCCUCAUAACGUAUCUGCAUCAUGCAACACUGCCAUCAAUGAUGCAAAUGAAGUUGUCGGCGAUUAUAUAAACAACUAUGAUGUGAUUCUCGAUGUUUGUUAUCCAUCCAUAGUUGAACAAGAACUGAGAUUGAAAAAGAUGGCUACUAAAAUAAGUGUAGGUGUAGAUGUCUGCAUGAGUUAUGAAAGAAAAUUUUACUUCAAUCUCCCUGAGGUUCAAAAGGCUCUCCAUGCGAACCGUACCAAUUUGCCGUAUUCAUGGUCCAUGUGCAGUGGUGUUUUAAAUUACAGUGAUACAGAUCCUAACAUUAAUAUGCUUCCAAUUCUCAAACGGAUUGUUCAAAACCAUAUUCCAGUAUGGAUUUUCAGCGGAGACCAAGAUUCCGUUGUGCCAUUACUAGGUUCUCGAACACUCAUUCGUGAACUGGCUGAUGACCUGAAGUUCAAGGUUACAGUUCCAUAUGGAGCUUGGUUCCACAAAGGCCAGGUUGGAGGUUGGGCAACCGAGUAUGGAAAUUUGUUAACUUUCGCCACCGUGCGGGGUGCAGCUCACAUGGUACCGUAUGCACAACCUUCUAGAGCACUGCAUCUUUUCAGUAACUUUGUGAAUGGUAGGAGGUUGCCAAACACAACAAGACCUUCUAUUGAAGGAUGAAAAAAAAUAGGAUGAUGAGUCUGCCAACUCUAUAUAACAUGUGGAAAUAGCAGAUUGUAUAGUCCAGUUGAUUAUUAUUAGAUUUGAAAAAUUCAUUGCUUAAAUGAUGCAGCAAUGAAAAAGAAAAUGAUUAAAGAGUGUUUCUUUGUAGGACCUUAGCAAAUUGCAUUUGGAAAAUAAUUUAUAAGGGGAAUUGGGAAAAUGCAUUAUUCCAUUCUUUUUAUUUUUCAUGAUAUUGAUUCACCACAUUGUUCUUUA
Messenger RNA from Medicago truncatula (barrel medic), 1739 nucleotides. RefSeq names its product serine carboxypeptidase-like 42. The record is from RefSeq and is a predicted model, not a curated record. Gene Ontology annotation, biological process: proteolysis. The coding region runs from base 69 to 1481 and encodes 470 amino acids. The transcript is spliced from 10 exons. Gene Ontology annotation, molecular function: serine-type carboxypeptidase activity. Lineage: Eukaryota; Viridiplantae; Streptophyta; Magnoliopsida; Fabales; Fabaceae.